Molecule: messenger RNA, 2002 nt
Organism: Tribolium castaneum (red flour beetle)
Lineage: Eukaryota; Metazoa; Arthropoda; Insecta; Coleoptera; Tenebrionidae
Product: juvenile hormone esterase-like
Exons: 6
Coding region: 148-1761 (537 amino acids)
Molecular function (GO): serine hydrolase activity
Source: RefSeq, a predicted model, not a curated record
CUUUCGCAACUUAUUAAAUAAAUACUUGAAUAACGAGUUUGUAAGAGUAAGUGUUCAUUUUUUAAAGCUACUUGUGUGUUAUCUUGAAUUUAUUGUGCAACACCUGUGACUGUGCUUUUUUGGUCCUUGCUUAUCCUUGUCUUAGAAAUGCUAAAACCAUCUUCGAAUAUUUUCCACAGAAAAGUUAUAGCCCAGUUUACUACACGGUUUCAUAAAAUGACGCUCGUGAAAAUAGACCAAGGCGAAUUAAUCGGAACGAUUUCAAAAGACCUCGAUGGCAACAACUUUUGCAGUUUCCGGGGAAUCCCUUACGCGAAACCACCCCUAGGCAAGCUACGCUUCAAGGCACCACAACCAGCACAACCUUGGCAGGGGAUUUUCCCCGCAACAGAAAACGGAAAUUGCUGUUACUCCAAAAACUUAUUUUCGAAAAAAAUGCUAGGCUCGGAAGACUGCCUAAACUUAAACGUUUACACCCCGAAAAUACAAGAAACGGAUUUAUUACCAGUCAUGGUUUAUAUCCAUGGUGGGGGUUUCACAAGUGGCUCAAACAGCUCGCAAAUAUACGGCCCGGAGUUUUUAAUAACCGGAAAUGUUGUUCUAGUUACCAUAAAUUACAGGCUUGGUUUAUUAGGUUUUUUGAGUUUGGAGGAUAAGUCUGUGGGAAUACCAGGCAAUGCUGGGUUUAAGGACAUGGUAAUGGCCCUAAAGUGGGUGCAAAAAAACAUCAAACACUUUGGUGGUGAUGCGAGAAAUGUUACGAUUUUUGGGACAAGUGCAGGCGGGGCUGCGGUGCAUUUUUUAAUGUUGUCUCCAAUGUCCCAGGGUUUGUUUCACAAAGUUGUGAUGCAAAGUGGGUGCGCGUUAAAUCCGUGGUCGAGAGGGAGAAAUUGCGAUCGGGAAAUUUCUGAUUUUUUUGGUAAAAAAACCGGUGGGGAACUGUUAGAACGACUUCAGAAUGUACCAGUCGAAGUCAUAUUACAAGUACAGGAAAAAAUUGGAUUUGGUUUGGCUCCUAGUAAAAAAAAAGCUUGGGGUUUGGUCAUAGAUCACGGAGACGGAGCUUUUAUGCCGCAAGAACCACUCGAAAUAAUUACAUUAAAAAAAUUUCAAACUCUACCCUUAAUGGUAGGGUUCGCAAAAUGUGAAGGAAUGGUUGUGGAGACUUACAAACCGGCAAGAAUAACCCCAAUGUUGCAAAAUUUUGAAAACAAUAUCCCACAUUUCCUCGGAAUUGAACCUGGAAGUGACAAGAGUGAAGCUUUGGCCAAAAAAAUCAAACAAAAGUAUUUUGGGAAUGAAGAAAUACCGGGAAAAAAUCACAAAUUUUACGAAAUGGUCGGUGAUAAUUUAUUCGUCUAUGGAAUUUAUUCAACAGUAAAAAAACACUCCUUGGUUUCCGAUGCCCCAAUUUAUUUCUAUCGAAUGUCGCUAGAAACAUCGCUGACUUUUUUCCAAAUAAAACAAGCGAAAAGAGGUGCCAUUCAUUGCGACGAUAUCCCGUACCUUUUUAAAACAGUUUUCACUCCAAGCUUGUCGUCUUUAGAACGCAAUUUCGUGAAAAAAUUUGUGCAAUGGUGGACGAACUUCGCACGGUUUGGAAAUCCAGAGAGAAACACUUGGAGAAGUGUCAACAAAACCGAAAUGUGGAUUUUGGAUAUUGAUAAAAAACCGACCUUGCAUGAGAAGCUCGUUCAUGAAACUUUGCCGUUUUGGGAUAAAAUCUAUUCAGAGAGUCCUUCCGGCCAGAAAUUUGUUUAAUGAGUUUCGCAAUUUUAAUGAUAUCUUGUUUAACAAUUGCUGGAAACGCCUGUUAGAUUAGAGUUUACCCGGUUAAAGUGUACUAACAAUACGUGAAAACAGUGAUUAAACAUAAGAGUUUCUCUAUUGAGAGAAGUCUUUACCUUCUUUAAUCUUUGAGUGUAUAGAUAAAUAACGGAAAAAUGUUUGACGAAUGUGUAACUGUAAAUAAGUAAAUAAUAAAUCUGUGUCGAAAAAUUAA